Limulus polyphemus (Atlantic horseshoe crab) is the source of this 15465-nucleotide messenger RNA. RefSeq names its product cadherin-related tumor suppressor-like. Bases 1 to 14754 code for a protein of 4917 amino acids. The transcript is spliced from 18 exons. The record is from RefSeq and is a predicted model, not a curated record. Gene Ontology annotation, molecular function: calcium ion binding. Gene Ontology annotation, cellular component: cell-cell junction; plasma membrane. Gene Ontology annotation, biological process: homophilic cell-cell adhesion. NCBI's taxonomy places the organism in Eukaryota, Metazoa, Arthropoda, Merostomata, Xiphosura, Limulidae.
AUGAAGUCCAGAGAAGUAGACACCAGAGUUCAAUUUGAGUUAGAAGAACAACAACCUCCCGGUACUAUUGUUGGGACGAUUCCCAUAAAACCGCAUUUUACUUACCGUUUCAACGAUAAACCAAAUCACUUUGAGCUCAACAAAACAACAGGAACAAUAACUACCACUACAGAGAUAGACAGAGAAAACCUUGUGAGCGACAGGUUCGACCUUGUGAUCUUGAGCAGUCAGCCCACUUAUCCAAUCGAAGUACGAAUUGUCAUACUAGACAUUAAUGACAAUAACCCCGUGUUUCCUGACUCUAGUUUACAAGUAUCAUUUUCUGAAAGUGCCAAUAUCGGAACUAGGGUUAUUCUAGACACAGCAACAGAUGGCGAUGUAGGCAUCAAUGACAUAACCACAGAUUACACAAUAGUUUCAGGUAACGAGGACGAAGUGUUCAGAUUAGUAGUAACGACCAAUCCUAGUGGAGAAACCCCUUAUCUACACCUGGAAACCACGGGACGAUUUGAUCGAGAGGUGAAGUCUAAUUAUGAAUUGAAUAUUUCUGCCCAAGAUGGCGGUAGUCCGCCACGAUUUGGAUUCCUUCAGGUAAAUGUUACGGUUCUGGACGUGAACGACAACCCACCUUUAUUUGAUCAUAGCGACUACUCGGUUAGUUUGAAUGAAAGUUUACCACCAGGGACGACUGUGUUACAGGUUCAUGCCACCGAUAAUGACAUAGGCGACAACGCUAAGAUUACUUAUUUUCUGAGUCAGACAGAGACUCAGUUUGCCAUAGAUUCUCAAACCGGAGUUAUUUCAACCAUGAAUUAUUUAAAUUGCCAGGAAGAAUGCCCAGCACUUGAGAAUUGUCCAAAGAGCUGUGUAUUUACCGUUUUUGCCCGAGACUAUGGUUCACCUCGACAAGAUGGCCGAGCUUAUGUUACAGUUAACCUGCUGGAUGCUAAUGACCACGAUCCUAUAAUCCGUUUUCGAUUUUUUCCAGCAACAGCUAAAUAUGCUACUGUGGACGAAAAUGCCCAAAACGGAUCAGUAGUUGCUGCAGUUAGUGUAAUCGACUUUGACGAGGGAGUGAAUGGAGAGACGAUUGUGGAAAUUCAGGGAGGAAAUGAGCAGUCUCAUUUCAGAUUAGAAUCUACCCCCAGUUUUGACAUCGUCCGUGUUAAUGGUAUUCUAGAUCGUGAACAAAUCAGCAAAUAUAAUCUCACCAUUACAGCUAAAGACAUGGGCAUUCCAAUCCGAAGCUCGACAGCAUUUUUAAUUAUCCACGUGAAUGACGUGAACGACCACGAACCGGUGUUUGAAAAGACCGAAUAUUCUGCUGUCCUCAGUGAGCUAGUACCUGUGGGGACCUUUGUCGCUGCCAUCAAAGCUGAAGAUGAAGACUCUGGGGUUAAUUCCCAAAUUUAUUAUUCAAUAGCCUCUGGGAAUGAAAAACGCUGGUUCAGUUUGGACUUCAAAACAGGUCUUAUUACCACGGCACAGCUUUUGAACAGAGAAGAGCAAGAUUUCUUGAAGCUCAAAAUAUCUGCUCGUGAUGGUGGAUCCAACCCACGCUGGGCUCAUACUUAUCUGAAAAUACAGGUCUUGGAUGAGAAUGAUGAAACCCCGACCUUCUCUGAAGAGAUGAAAAAUGUAGUUUUGUCAGAAAGUGCUCCUGUAGGUUCUUUGGUUACAGUAUUAUCCGCUACAGACAAUGAUCUGGGAACGAAUGGAAGUUUAGAAUAUGUACUAGCUCCGGAAACACUUCAACAAUACGGCGAUGUUUUCGCCCUAGACGAUACUCACGGGCGUUUGACCACUAAGAUUCAACUGGACAGGGAAGACAAAGCAGUACAUAUUAUUAAAGCAAUUGCUAUGGAUAAAGGAAUUCCGCCUCUGUCUUCUACAGUGACCUUACAAUUGAAUGUGUUAGAUGUUAAUGAUAAUGAUCCUGUUUUCUACCCUAAACAAUAUUUUGCACUAGUUACAGAAAAUACACCUGUUGGAACUUCAUUAGCCCGUGUUAUUGCUGAAGAUCCGGAUGAAGAAAGAAAUGGUAGGAUUAGGUAUUCCAUGCUUAGUGGCGCUGAUGGAAAAUUUGACAUCGAAGAAGAUACUGGAACAAUAAAAACAAGUAUGCCAAUUAAGAGUCACUUAAGGUCUAAAUACGAGAUACUUAUUAGUGCUAAAAAUGAGGAAAGACAAUCUCAAGAGCAGGCCGUAGUUCAGAUUUAUGUUGAUCAGGAAGCAAAUACACUCAAAUUUGAUGAACCUCUUGGUUACAAAUUUUUGGUUGAAGAAGACCCAGAAGGCCAAGAACCAAAUAUUGGUCGAGAAGUUGGUCGAGUUUCUUUAGUUCGAAAUGAAGAGUCUAGUGAUGCAAAAUACACUAUAGCAUCUGGUAACUUCCUUGGUUGGUUUAAAAUUGAAGAUCGAUCUGGAAUCAUAAGCACAGCACAACAAAUUGAUAGAGAGAUUAAAUCAGAGUUUAUCCUGAUAGUCGUUGCCUUUGGAAGGGUAGGAUUUACUGAAACUGUUGUUAACAUAACAAUACUUGAUAUCAAUGAUUAUCCACCGACGUUUGAAAUUUCUUCACCAAUUGAAACACUGCUUGAAAAUUGGCCCGUGGGCCACGAAGUUUAUUUGGCCAGAUGUGUAGAUUUGGAUCUUGGUUCCAACAGUGAGCUUGAGUUUUCAUUAACGAUCAAUCCAGAUGACACCUUCACCAUCAGUAAGAACACGGGAAUGAUCUAUUUGAACCGCCCAGUAAAAUUUAUGGCAGGCACUUAUUACAAGGUGGAAAUAACCGCUAGAGACAGGGGCAUUCCUUCACUGGCCUCCAGGCAAGAAAUUGUUGUAAUGGUAGAAGAUGUGAAUGACCACACCCCAGUUUUCGACCAGGUUUCAUAUGAAACAUCGCUGUUGGAAUCCACUAUGGUAAAUAACAGGUUUUUUGUCCUUCGAGCCACUGAUGGUGACUCUGCAGAAAAUGGGCAUGUUUCAUAUCAGGUCGUGGAUGGAAAUGAAGAGUUAAAAUUUGGCAUUUUUCCUGAUGGCCAGUUAUAUGUGAGAAGUGAGCUGGAUAGAGAAAAACGUGAUUAUUACUCUCUAACUGUGCAAGCUAAAGAUAAUGGAACAAAGCCACGAAGCUCAGACGUUUCAGUUGUGAUUCAUAUUAUAGAUGAAAAUGACAAUAAACCACAAUUUGAUAACGACACUUUCAUUUUUUACGUGGCUGAAAAUGAACCACCGGACACUUACAUAGGAAGACUAACUGCUGAUGAUGAAGAUAAGGGAAAGAACGCAGAACUAUCAUUUUCAAUUAGUACAAAUCAAAACGACUUCAUGGUGGAUCCUAAAACUGGUCUUAUCCGAACUUUGCACGAGUUCGACCGAGAAAAAUUGGUGGAGGUUUCUGGUCACGAUUACAUAAUCAUGGAAGCUGUCGUGUUGGAUGGAGGCUUGACUAGACUGAGAGCCGAAGCCAAGGUCGUCGUUUAUGUAUCAGACGUAAAUGAUAACACUCCCAUGUUUCUCCGUACGCCUUACCACACUACCAUCUCCGAAGGAGCAUCAUUGCAGACUCAAGCUUUGCGUGUUAGCGCUACUGAUAUUGAUAGCGGAAUAAAUGGUAAUGUUCUGUACUCUAUAUCUGCAGGAAAUUCCGAAGGAAGCUUUUCGAUUAAUGAAGCCAGUGGACAGAUUACCGUCGUUAAAACUCUAGAUAGAGAGAAGACCCCUCGAUUUGUUUUAAUUGUCCUGGCCACAGACACUGGAGAACAUGAGCAUCACACUUCAACUGCCACAGUUACUAUUGAUGUCUUGGACGAAAAUGAUAACUCCCCAGUGUUUCAGUUUCCUAAGCAGCGUGUUGAAAUAUCUGAAGAUACGCCCGUUGGAUACAGUAUAUUUACCUUUUCUGCAACCGAUGCUGAUGAAGGGAUCAACGGAGAAGUUUCUUAUUCUAUUGGUGCUGGAAACAACAAAGAAACUUUUAAAAUUGAUAGCACAGCUGGGGUGCUUUUUCUUGACCGGCCGCUAGAUUAUGAAGAACAUAGCAUUUACUACCUUAAUGUUAGUGCCAGCGACGGAGGAGCUCCGAGAUUGACAACAACUAUACAGUUUCCAAUAAGAGUUAUCGAUGUGAAUGACAAUCAACCCGUUUUCCCUAACAUUGCCAUAGUAAGACAAAUAGAAGAGGGAAUACCACCUAAAACACCGGUGGUAACCAUUACAGCAGAGGAUAAAGAUUCUGGCAUCAAUGGUGAAGUUACUUACCAUAUCAAACAUCAAGAGCCACCUGGCGAUCACUUCACUAUUAAACCUGAAACUGGAGUUAUAGUUACUACCAAGGAUAUCGACCGUGAAUACAGCGACACCUUCCGGUUGACAGUGGUAGCAUCCGAUCAGGCUCUUCCGGUAGGAAAUAGACUAUUUUCUGAGAAAACAGUGACAAUAAUUGUAGAUGAUGUUAACGACAAUGCUCCAAUGUUUGUCUCUAUGGAUGCUGGUGUUUUACCAGAGGAUUCUGACAAUGGGUACGUCAUUAUGACGGUGACGGCUGUCGAUCGAGACACCAACACCAACGGCAUGGUGACAUAUGAACUAGUAGAAGGGAGAAACGAUCUGUUCUAUUUGGACGGUACUUCAGGUGAAUUGUAUCUUUCUCAUCCAGCAAACCAGCCCCAGGUUCUUUAUUCUUUAACGGUACAAGCGACUGAUGAAGCCGAGUCCUGGAAUGCGAAGUCUUCAAGAAACAAAAUAACUGUGAUCGGGACGACAAAGCGUGAACGAGGUCCACUGUUUAGUGCUUCUGAAUAUUCUGGGUCAGUUUUUGAGAAUGAACCGGUAGGUACUGUUGUGUUAUCAGUUCGAGCUCAGUACCCUAGCGGCCCUGCAGGCGAUGUGGAGUACUACUUGACGGCAAUUUAUGGUAAUGACCUACCACAAAACCGCGUUUUUGCAAUCAAUAAGAAGAACGGUGUAAUAACUACAGCUGUAGUUUUGGACCGGGACAAUAAUGUUCAAGUCUAUGAACUGGAGAUAUAUGCAGUAGACAUCAGUGUGAGAACACCCAAAACAUCAAAAACGAAGGUCACUAUUACAGUUCAGGACAGAAAUGACAGUCCCCCUCAUUUUGUGAAUGGACCAUACAAGUUAUCUUUAUUUGAGGAUAUCCCUUUAGGUCAUACAGUUAUGACUAUUUCAGCAACUGAUCCAGAUUUAGAAGGAGAGUUAUCCUAUGCCUUAGUGGCCACUCAUGCAAGGUCACAGUUUGAGAUUGAUUCCACGUCUGGUAUCCUGGUUCUUCUAGAACCUUUGGACAGGGAAAUGCAAGAGUUUUAUAGUUUAAUGGUCCAGGCAAAUGAUGGAGUACAAACAUCGAGAACAGAGAUCAUCAUUACAGUUACUGACACAAAUGACAAUCCUCCAGAGUUUGAGGAUUCAGUUUAUUCUUUUGACAUUCCCGAAGAGAUCCAGAGAGGAGCUUCAGUUGGUAAAGUUUCAGCAACAGAUGUUGACAUUGGUGUCAAUGGACAAAUCAGUUAUAGUGUUGUGAGUGAUUGGGGAAAUGAUGUUUUUUCUCUUAACCCACAAAGUGGUGUUUUUACAUUAACUUCCCAUUUGGACUAUGAACAGGUUCAACACUAUGUCUUUGUUGUACAAGCUCAAGACUCAGGCCAACCUGUGAUGUCCAGUACUGUUACUGUUUACUUUAAUGUUCUGGAUCUCAAUGACAACACACCUCUUUUUGAUCCAAUGAGCUACAGCAAUGAAGUGCAUGAAAACGUCACAGUAGGUACAAGCAUCAUCACAGUCAGUGCCACAGACUUAGAUUCAGGAGACAAUGGUAAAAUAGAAUAUGAUAUUGUGGGGGGAGAUGAAGACAACCAGUUCGGAGUCUCAGCAAAUGGUACAAUUUUUACUUCAGAACCUCUUGAUCGAGAAACUCAUUCCUUUUACAACUUAAUUGUUAGUGCUACUGACCAAGCAUGGCCAGUAGAAAGACGUUUGUCCAGCACAGUUCAAGUGACUAUUAUUCUAAAGGACAUAAAUGAUGCAUUUCCAGAAUUUAUCACUCCAAACACCACAUCUGUUCUGGAAAAUGUACCAGUUAACACAGUCGUCAUGGCAAUAAAAGCUAUUGAUCAUGAUGAAGGGAGAAACAGUUACAUAGAAUAUAGCCUUUCAUCUUCAGCAGAUAAGUUUCUACUUGGACCAGUAGAUGGGCUUCUUCGGGUUAAUGGACCACUUGACCGGGAAAUACAGUCUAAAUAUGAAAUCACAGUAAUCGCCAAGGAUAGAGGGACUCCAUUAAGGUCUUCUUCUGUAAAUAUUGUUAUUAACAUCUUGGAUGAAAAUGAUAACAAUCCAACAUUUGACCCUAGACAGUAUAAUGCAUCAAUAUCAGAAAAUGCAAGUAUAGGAGUGAGUGUUCUAGAGGUUUCAGCAACUGAUCAGGAUGAAGGUUUAAGUGGACAAGUUCGUUAUUCCAUCAUUGCAGGAGACAGUAAUCAUGAUUUCAUAAUUGGUGAAGACACAGGAAUCAUUAGAGUGGGCAAGAAUUUAGAUUAUGAAAGAAAAAAUCGCUAUACCCUCACCAUACAAGUAGAGGAUGCUGGAGAGGAUGUACGUUAUGAUACUGCUACUGUUACUAUAAUGGUAAAAGAUAUAAAUGAUAACCCUCCAACUUUCUUGAAUUCUCCCCAUGAAGUACAUAUUAUGGAGAACAUAGAAACUUUGCCAGCUUCAUUAGUAACUAUAGCAGCUCAAGAUGCUGACUUCCUUCCUAAUAAUCAUAUCCAUUAUCUGAUAAAGGAUGCUGACAAGAGUCUUUUUAUUAUCAAUUCCUCUACUGGGGAAAUUUCUGUGAUGAGAACAUUGGACAGAGAACAACAGUCACAGUAUGUUUUAAGUAUUCUAGCAAUGGAUUCAGGAAGCCCUCGACAGACAGGGACAGGGACAUUAACUGUGGUAGUCAGUGAUCUAAAUGACAAUAAACCUGUUUUUGAAAAGGCUCAUUAUAUAGCAACCAUAAUGGAAAAUCGACCAUCUGGCUCUGAAGUGAUUACUGUGACUGCCAGUGAUGCAGAUGAGGGACGUAACAGUAUUCUUAUGUACACUUUAAGCGGAGAUCAUCUGGAUGAAUUUCACGUUGAUCCUUCCACAGGCACUAUUAAAACACAUACUGUUUUGGAUCGUGAAGAGAAGGAUGUAUAUGAAGUGGUUCUAAUAGCAAGAGAUGGUGGGCUUGCAAUACAACAUUCUGCAUAUGUAAAUAUAACCAUUAAAGUUGGAGAUGAAAAUGAUAACCGGCCAACCUUUGCUGAACAAAAUUCAUCAGUAUAUCUUCCUGACAGUGCAGCAGCUGGACACUUUGUUUUUGGAGCCUCAGCGCAUGACCCUGAUGCUGGAUUGAACAGCAGGCUUGUUUUUCACUUAUCUGGUACUGAUGCAGACAAGUUUCAAAUUAAUCAAGACACUGGUGUGGUUAAACUUGUUCAAAAACUUGCCAAUAAACCAGAAGGUUAUAAUCUUGAAAUUCAUGCAACUGAUAAUAGUCCUACACCAUUAUCUUCAAGUACUAAUGUAGUGGUAUACUUAAAACCAGCCCACCUUUUUCCACAUUUUCUUUCUGGCAAAAGACAUUUUAUUUUCUCAGAAAAUGCAGAAAAUGCAUCAGUCACAACUGUAUCUGCAUCAUCUCCAAAAAGGGGAGAAGCUGGAAAGAUUACCUAUCACAUUGCUGGUGGAAGAUUUGGUGAGGCAUUCCAUGUUGAUACACAAAGUGGAAAAGUCUGGCUUAUUGGAGGACUGAACUAUGAAGUCUUUUCAAAAUAUGAAAUAUGGAUUGAAGCAAGAGAUAAUGACAUUCCUUAUUUGGGAACUGCUGUAAAAUUAGAAAUAGAAAUUAUUGAUGCCAAUGAUAAUAAUCCUGUUUUUGAGGCUGAAGUAUAUAAUGCUACUGUAAUGGAAGAGCAAAAUCCUCCACAGUUUGUGCUAGUUCUUCAGGCAGAGGAUGCUGACAGUGGAGCAAAUAGUGAAAUAGCAUACCACCUUGUGAACAAGGAGACACCUGACAUUCCAUUCAGUCUAGAUUCUGAAACAGGAAAGAUUUACACAAAGUCAAACCUUGACAGGGAAGAAUUUGAAGUUUAUAAACUUGUAGUUGAAGCCGUGGAUCAAGGAGUACCAAGUAGAACUGGCACGGCUACAGUAUUUGUUACUGUGCUUGACAAAAAUGAUAAUCCUCCACGUUUCACUCGUUUAUUCAGUGUUAAUGUGACAGAAAAUGCUCCUUUAGGAGCUUUUGUAAUACAAGUGACUUCAUCAGACAAAGAUAUCAGCAUGAAUGCAAAUGCAACCUACAGCUUUACUGAAAAUCCUGGAAGGAAGUUUCGAAUUGACCCACUAACUGGAAAUGUUACAGUAGCUGGCUGGCUAGACAGAGAAGUACAGGAUGAAUAUCUUCUAAAAGUGGCUGCUGUAGAUGGGUCUUGGCGUGCUGAAACAACAUUAACUAUUACAGUUCAGGAUGAGAAUGACAAUACUCCUGUAUUUAAUGAAAAUAUAUACACUUUUAAUUGUCCUGAGCUGCAAUCAGCCAUUUCUUUCAUUGGACAAAUAUCAGCUACAGACCAAGAUAAACAUGGGCCAAAUUCAAUUGUUACUUAUUCAUUAAGGCGUCCAUCAGAUUACUUUCGUAUCAAUCCAUCGAGUGGAGAAAUACUUAGUAAACAAGUCCUGCAUUAUAAAUGGUCAUCAAAAGGUUUUUCUCCAGAGAAUCACCACACAUUUCAAGUUGUUGCAACUGAUCAUGGAAAACCCCCCUUGUCAGUGGAAGUAACAGUUGUCAUUAAUGUUGUGGAUUCCAAUAAUAAUCCACCAGUUUUUGAAAAACAGAACUAUUUUACACCUGUCACUGAAAGUGUCAGAAUAGGCACUUCUGUUAUUCAAGUUGUUGCCAGAGAUAAUGGUGAUGUUGGAGUAAAUGCUCAAAUAGAUUAUCAAAAGGCUGGAGGAAAUGGAACAAAAUAUUUCAAUGUGAAUAAAACCACAGGAUGGGUUACUAUAGCUGAGUCUUUGUUGGGUCAGAAAGAACAGCAUUUACUGCUGCAUGUGAGAGCAGUAGAUAGAGGUGUGCCACCCAAAUCAUCAGAGGUGCUCCUCAUUGUUACAAUAACAGGUGAAAACCUCCAUGCUCCUGUCUUCACAGCUCUCAGCUACCAAGUAAUUGUUCCUGAAAAUGAGCCACAGAGCUCAGAAAUACUAGCUGUGACAGCUACUGAUAGAGAUCAAGGUCUCAAUGGAGAAAUAGUUUAUUCAAUAGUAGCUGGCAAUGAUGAUAAUAAGUUCCAUAUUGGUCGCAAUACAGGUUUCGUGACUGUUCAGAAACUUUUGGACUAUGAGGAAAGUAAUAAGUUCCAUCUGAACAUCACUGCUACAGAUAGAGGCUUCCAAGCAAAACACACUAUGUCCAUGUUGACUGUUAUUAUAACAGACAUCAAUGACAAUCCACCUGUUUUUAAUGCAACAGAGUUCACUUCUUAUGUUACAGAGAACAGACCUCCUGGAACUUACAUCACACAGUUAAUUGCAAAAGAUGCAGAUUCUGGAGCUAAUGCAAUUAUUCAAUAUUCAAUUAUACAGGGAGAUAAAAAAGAACAAUUUUCAGUUGAUCCCCAGAGUGGCAUUAUUUUUUCAAAGAACAUGUUUGAUUAUGAAGAAAAAAAUGUUUUUGUUUUGGAGAUAAUGGCUAGUAAUCCUGGUUCUUCCCAAUACAGCUUGACAAAACUAAAAGUUCAUAUCAAUGGUCAGAAUGAAUUUUAUCCUCAGUUUAUACAACCAGUUUUUCAGUUUACUGUAAGUGAAUCUGCAAGUAUUGGAAGUUCAGUGGGAACUCUGUUAGCCACUGAUAAAGAUGCAGGUGCAGAUGGUGACCUCUUCUUCUUAUUUGUUGGCAGCAGCAAUGAUCGUGGCUUCUCAGUGCAGUCAAGAACAGGGGAAAUUACUGUUGCCCGAAGACUAGACAGGGAAUCACAGUCUCGUGUGGUUGUAUCUGUAAUGGUAAAGAAUAGAGGAAGUAUUAGAGGCAAUGACACUGAUGAAGCCCAAGUUGUCAUUAGUGUUCAAGAUGGUAAUGAUCCACCAUUAUUCUCUUUGUCAUCGUAUGAGGCUCAGGUGAGUGAAGCUGCAGAGUUAGGAUCAAAAGUCACUACAGUCACUGCUGUGGAUAAGGAUGUACACCCAGAAAAUAGCCAUUUUUCAUACUCUAUAAUUGCAGGAAACAUCAAUCAGGUGUUUGGAAUAGAUCCACAAUCAGGUACAAUCCACAAUGCUGGAGAACUAGAUAGGGAAUCCUUAGCAGUUUACAACUUGACUGUUGCUGCUGUUGAUAGAGGUUCCCCACCACAAACAGGAACAUCCACUGUUCAUAUUCUUGUUACUGACAUCAAUGAUAAUGCUCCAGUUUUUGACCCACCUGAUGUUAUUGGAUAUGUUAUGGAAAAUGAACCAGCAUUUACAAGUGUAAUGGUCUUGAGUGCUACAGAUUAUGAUUUACCUCCCAAUGGUGCACCCUUUCUUUAUUUUUUGGCAGGUGGAAGGCAUAAAGACUUAUUCCAAAUUGAUCAUCACACAGGUUUAGUCAAGACAACUCAGAGCAUUGAUCGUGAAAGUAUUCCAAAUAUUGAGCUGCUUAUUGAAGUUCGUGAUAGUGGAUUUCCAACACAAAAAGCCCAGCAUCCUAUUAACAUUAUGAUUUUAGAUAAAAAUGAUAGUCCUUCAUCAGUUAGAGCUUUAACUGUCAUUGUUUGGGUGUACAAUAAGAAGUUCUAUGGUGGGAAAAUUGCUGAUGUUCAUCCUUUUGAUCCAGACCUCUCUGGUAAUUAUCAGUGUACACUUCACAAAGGAGACACAGACAUGUUUAGGAUUCCAAGUAAGUGUGAUCUCCAUGCAGUACCACUCCAGAAUCCACAAAAUUACACUAUAACAGUGAGGGGCAAUGAUGGUAUACAUGCAGAUGUAAUAUCCACAACAUAUGUUCAGUUCAUGAAAUUUGACAAUUUGACUGUAGAAAACAGUGUAAUGAUGCAGGUUUUAAAUCAGUCCACUGAUGUGUUUUUGAUGAAUCAGUUUCAGCAACUUCAGAAAGUGCUAAAGGAUAUGUUUCAGGUAGGCAUCAUGAUUCUCUUAUGGUUUAUGGGUGUGAAUGAUAGUCAAAGCCACGUGGAGUUAACACUUGCUGUACAGACAAAUUCUGGUAGCUAUAUCCUGCCAAAAGAUGUUCUGGUUAUGCUCAGAGAGGGAAAGAAACUUCUUCAAGAAUCUAUAAGUUGGCAAGACAUCACAAUUGGAUUUGAGCCUUGUGAGAUCACACCUUGUCAAAAUGGUGGGAAAUGUCUCAGUUACCUGGAAUUACAAGAUUCUCUUUCUAUCUUGGAUUCUCCUUCUCUAGUCUUUACAUCUCCAGUUGUUAGCCGUCAAUUUACAUGCACGUGCACAAAAGGAUUCUCAGGGCCUUUAUGCCAGUACAAACAAAACCCCUGUUCCCCUAAUCCUUGUUUAGGAGGUGGCACUUGCCAUCAUGAUGAUGAAAAUUUCCAAUGUGUUUGCCCAUCUAAAUAUCAAGGGAAGCAGUGUGAAUCUCCAAAAACUGAUGCAUGUGUAAGCUUACCAUGUCAGAAUGGAGGAACUUGUGAAGAAGCACCAAAUGGCUCAUUUUUCUGUUUAUGUCGUCCAGAUUUCAGGGGUACUGUCUGUGAACAGACUACAGACAGCUGUCGUCCAAAUCGCUGCUUAAAUGGAGGAACAUGUAUUGUUGAAAAUCCUGGUUAUCGUUGUGCCUGCAAAGCAAACUAUUUUGGAAGACAUUGUGAGAAAUCACCUUUUGGCUUCCACCGCUACUCUUACAUGGCUUUUCCUGUACUGAAACCCACAACUAACGAUAUAUCUAUUAUUCUUGCAACCAACAAACAAAACAGUCUCCUUGUUUAUAAUUAUGGUAGACCAAGUGGUGGUAGAUCUGAUUUUGUUGCUUUAGAGCUCCAUGAUGGCAGACCACAGUUCUUAUUUGGUGGUUCUCGUACAGCUGUUGCCACUAUUGCAGCAAGAACAAAUGUAGCUGAUGGCAGAUGGCAUAAAAUAACUGUGAUACGCAAUGGCAGGGUGACAUCUUUAUCAGUGGUUGGUUGUUCAAACAGUGGAGAAGUUUGUGAAGAAUGCUCCCAUGGCAAUGCUAGUUGUUCUGUGUCCACAACAGGCCACAUUGGGACUCUAAACUUCAAUAACAAUCCCAUGUAUCUUGGAGGUGUUCCUACUAUUGAUCCUCUUCUUGAGCAGCCAGGACAAGUGAGCACAGAUGACUUUGUGGGAUGCAUUCACAGUGUGGUAGUAAAUGGUCGUGAACUGGACCUGAACUCUCCUCUUCAGUUUGCUCAUGUUACUCCCACAUGUGAACGACAGCAUAACAGCUGCAGAACUGACAUUGAGUCCCUCUGUGGAGAAAAUGGCAUUUGUGAAGACUUGUGGUUUACAACCAGUUGCAUUUGUGCAAAUGGCCUGUGGGCACCAAACUGCAAACAAGUUUUUAAACCAAUUUCAUUGGGUGACAAAGAAGCAUAUAUAGAAUUGGUUCCACAAGAAGAAUUGCGCCGACUUCUAUUAAAAAGCUAUUCUUAUUAUAAUGGGCACAAAUGGAAGCGUUCAUUUUCCAGAACUGAAUCUUCUUCAACAAAGUCUCUUUCUGUAACGUUUCGGACUAACUCACCACAUAGUCUUCUCAUCUAUGCAUCUUCAGAAAAUGAAUACACUGUUGUUCAGAUAAGAGAUGGACUUUUGAGGUAUGGGUCUCAUUUAAAGAAUGGAAAUCCUGUCACUUUAUCAGUGGAUAAUAUAAACGUAGCAGACGGUUCAUGGCACACACUAACUCUAAUAAUUAGAGCAGGCAAAAUCAAUAUCACAUUAGAUGGAGAAUGGCAGUCAACUGAUAUAGAGAGUCAAAUUCAUGAUUUCCUUGAUCCAUUCUUGACUACAAUGACUAUUGGUGGACACUGGAAUCAAGUCAUAGAUCAAAGGGACAAUUCUAUUCCUGGCUUUCAAGGAUGCAUACAUUCAUUAACUGUUGAUGAAAAAGUCCAAGGAUUCAACUUAAGUGGAGGUUUUUUUAAGAUGAUGCCUCAUGGAAAUGUUCAUACAGGCUGUAGUGAAGAGGUAUUAGGGUUAGAUGUGGCCCCAACUGACCCUCUUAGUAUUGGCGUAAUACUUGUUAUAGUGUUUUUUAUUAUCCUUAUACUUGUUAUCAUGAUCAGUUUUCUUGUCUUCCGAAGAAGAAAAUUACGUCGAGGAAAAACUCAUAAUCAUAUAAAACCAAAUGGUAAUGCAUUUCUGGCCAGUGCCAGUUGUGAGAAUCAAAGGAAUUAUCAAGACCCAGGUUAUAAUGAUCCUGUUCAAGGGGAUGAUAUUCAAAGAAGUCAAUUACCACAGGAUUUAGUGCCAAAGAAAAUGAAAGAUCGAGAAGUGCCAAAUGACCGAUCUCAGCGACCAGACAUAAUUGAAAGAGAAGUUAUACACAAGCCUUCUAGUAUAUCUAUGCAGAGAACAGAUGAGUUAUCACUUCAGGAUGCUUCUAAGCCUUCCAAUGGGUUUGGAAUGCAUGAUAUAAAUGGUUCAGAAAUUCCUGAACAUUAUGACUUGGAAAAUGCCAGUAGCAUUGCUCCUUCUGAUAUAGAUAUUGUUUAUCAUUAUAAAGGAUUCCGUGAUGGAAAUGUGCGAAAGUACAAAACUAAUCCACACAUUCCAAACUAUCACAAACAUAACCAUAGACACAGUCCUCACCAGUUUCAACCUAGUCCUAUUCGAGAAAGUCCUUGUAGUGUGCUUCAGCAAAACUCAAAUUCUGUUGCACCCAGAGAAAGUCCAUCUGCUCUUAAAAUGCAAAACACCCCUCUUGCUCGUCUGAGUCCAUCAAGUGAAUUAUCUCAUCAGACUCCACGCAUCCUAACCCUUCAGGACAUAAGUGGGAAGCCUUUACAGACUGCUCUGCUUGGCACCUCCCAAGGUGUGGGGUCUAAAGAAUUUAAAGAUCCAAUUACCAAUUCAGAGAGAAGUCUCAAUAGUCCUGUUAGUAACCUAAGUAAUAGUACCAUUAGUUUACAUUCUCGUUCACAAUCAGGAAAUAAAAAGAAAGCAAGGGAUUCUGGAAUUACAUUAGGUUUAACAGCAGAAGAAAUAGAAAGGCUCAAUGCUCGGCCUAGAAACUCCAGUUUGGUUAGCACUUUGGAUGCUGUCUCCUCCUCAAGUGAUGGAAAUACUGAGAAAAAUAAACUAGCAGAACUUUUAGAAACUAACACAGAACUCAUGGAAGCUCCCGAUUCCACCACUGAUGAGAGUGGUAAUGACUCUUUCACAUGCUCAGAGUUUGAAUAUGACAACAACUAUGACAAAGUGCAUCGGGACUUUGAACCAGGGAAUAUGAUUUUCUCCAAGCUUGCUGAAGAAGACAAUGAAAAUGAGGAGGACUCUGCCAAAGCCUAUGAUGGUUUUGAUUCAUUCAGGGGUUCUUUGAGCACAUUGGUAGCUUCAGAUGAUGACUUUUCAAAUCUCUCAUCUUACAAACCCACACAUGGUUCUAUGUUGGGAUGGGAUUACCUCCUUAACUGGGGACCAAACUUUCAAAACCUAGUUGGUGUAUUUAAAGACAUAGCUGAGCUUCCAGAUACAGUCAAUACUUCCUCAGGACAUUCUAAGCCUGGUGAAGAGUAUGUGUGACUUAACUUAUUACUAUUAGAGAAGAAAAUGUUGUGUUCUGUAAAGUUCAGUUAUCAUUCUUAAACAAAAAUAUUGUUUGUUAAUGGAUUGAAAAUAAAAUCUAAUAAACUUUGAAGUUUAAAUAUCUUAAUGUUUUGCUAUCUUCAUCAUUAUGCACAUGCUAAAUGAACAGAGAGAAAGCAGCAGUUUUGAAGAACUGUGACAAUGGUAAAACACUUUAUAUCAAGUAUAUUUUGUGAAUAGAAGAUUAAAUUUAUCUUCUCGGUAAGUUAAUACUAUUGAGCAAUAGGAAUGUAGAUUAAUCUAGAAAAGUUUUCUCCAUUUCCCUGAUAAGUGACCUUAAGUAUAUCUUUAGCAGUCUCUAAUAUUAAAUUUUUUGAGCCCUUUCUCUGUGUCAAAAUUAUUAUGGUACUGUUAUGUAACAUAAUGGACAGUAAACUUCUUUUGUCAUAGAAGUUGAGUGGAAGCAAAAUAUAUUUAUGGUUUAAGAAAGAAAUGUGUUACUAAAUUAGUAACACAAGAGAAAUCCAUAAGUUGCAGUGAUACACUAUUAUCAUGAGUGGCAAGUUGUGUUUACUUGAAGAUAAUUGAAUUAUGAAAAGACCAUCUGUUAAAAAAAUGUCAUUAUAUACUUAUUUUUUUAGUAGAAAAAAAAGUAAAUUGUCAAAUUUUCAUAUUUCAGUUACAAAAGAAAGAUAAUACCAGUCUCAA